This is a messenger RNA of Diaporthe amygdali, 1077 nucleotides long. RefSeq names its product exosome complex exonuclease rrp4. The record is from RefSeq and is a predicted model, not a curated record. NCBI's taxonomy places the organism in Eukaryota, Fungi, Ascomycota, Sordariomycetes, Diaporthales, Diaporthaceae. The coding region runs from base 1 to 1077 and encodes 358 amino acids. The transcript has a single exon. Gene Ontology annotation, biological process: U4 snRNA 3'-end processing; exonucleolytic trimming to generate mature 3'-end of 5.8S rRNA from tricistronic rRNA transcript (SSU-rRNA, 5.8S rRNA, LSU-rRNA); CUT catabolic process. Gene Ontology annotation, cellular component: cytoplasmic exosome (RNase complex); nuclear exosome (RNase complex). Gene Ontology annotation, molecular function: RNA binding.
AUGCCUAUCACAAUCAUACAGCCAAAGCCAGUACCUCAGUACACAAGGCGUACAUCAUCAGGCGGCUCAGACUCAGACUCAGACGAUGGCGGAGUGGACAUCGAAGGCGACAUCAGAAUGGCCACGGCCCGGUCAGCAGCCAGCCACAGCGACAUCGUCACGCCGGGCGAGGUAAUCACGACCAACCCGCAAUGGAUGCGCGGCCACGGCACGUAUACGAGCGCGCAGGGCGCCGGAGGCGAGGACGACGACGCCACGGCCAUCGUGUCGUCGCUGGCGGGCAUGAUCACGCGCACCAACAAGCUGCUGUCGGUGCGGCCGCUGCGGGCGCGCUACACGCCCGAGGUGGGCGACCUGGUGGUGGGGCGGAUCGUGGAGGUGCAGUCGAAGCGGUGGCGCGUGGACGUGGGGUCGACGCAGCUGGCGGGCCUGCCGCUGUCGGCCAUCAACCUCCCCGGCGGGAUCCAGCGGCGGCGCACCGAGACGGACGAGCUGGCCAUCCGGUCCUUCUUCGCCGAGGGCGACCUGCUCGUCGCCGAGGUGCAGCAGCUGUACGCCGACGGCGGCGCCGUGCUGCACACGCGCAGCCUGCGCUACGGCAAGCUGCGCAACGGCGUCUUCCUCGCCGUCAGCGGUGUUGGUGGCGGCGGUGGUGUCGUCCGCAGCCGCAGGCAGGUCUGGACCAUGGAGGUCGGCGCGCUGCAGUCCAAGAUCGACGUCGUUCUCGGCGUCAACGGCUACGUGUGGAUUAGCAAGCACGUCGAGGAUCAGAGCCUGGCUGCCGGCGGGGGGUCCGCUGGCGGCGUGGGCGUGACCAACAUGGAGGAGAGCGUCAGCCAGGCCGUGUACAGCAGCCAGAACGACUACAUCGAGGUUGAGGUCAUGAGGGAGAUCACGCGGGUCAGGGGCGUCAUCACUGCACUGGUGGAGAACGGCCUGCGGGUCGACGAGGACAUGAUCAUAAGGGGAUAUCACGAGGCUGUGGAGAUUGCGAGGCUGGGCGAUUCAGGUGAGGAGGACGUCUACUUGGGUGGUGAGAGAGGUCAGCAGCUAGCCGCGGCAUUGGUUCGGAGGUAG